ACUCACAUGGAAGCGACGCCUUUCAUUGCUCUCUUUCUGCUUUUUAAAUCACUAAUAUGUUGCUUUAAUGUGUCAUUUAGUGGAUUUCAGAAAAAGUUGUUAGUUUGAAAACAUUUAGUGUAACGAUAUCAACAGAGAUAUGACUUUUGGGCUUUUAAAUGUCACAAAUAACUAGGUAAAUGUUGACUUAAAUGGCACAAAUAGGCUCAGAUAUGUGUGAACUGCAGCUGGAUGGAGUUUCAGAUGGGAUGGAUCUGCUUCAAAUAGACGUGGAGACUGACGUGGUGGAAGACAGAUUAGGGAGAGAAGCUGGACCGUUUUCUAGAAAUGUGUCGAGGAAGCAGCGACACUGGGAGAGGCAGCUGGCAGCAAAGAAAAGCAAGAGGAAAGAAGAGAAGCAGCGGAGGAGGCUUAACCGGGAGCAGGAGUCAGGUUCCCAUGCAGAUAAUCUUCAGUUUACCAAACGAGUCAUGAAAGCGAUCACAAAAGAGCGUUUAGCUGAAGCUCAGUCCACAGGACUCAAACUCUGUGUAGACCUGAGUAUGACAGACAGCAUGUCUGAUAAGGAGAUCAGUCGACUGGCCGGCCAGAUCAGAAGACUGUACGGUUCAAACAAGAAGGCGAUUCGACCAUUUCACCUUCUCCUGACAGACCUGAGGGAGGACAGCCGUCUCUACAGAGAGUGCCUACGAAUGAACGCAGGCUUCCUCAACUACAUGAUGGACAUAAAAGAAGAAAGCUGUCUGGACCUUUUUUCUCCAGAAACUGUUGUCUACCUCACACCAGAUGCUGAAGAAGCUUUAGAAACGGUGGAUGCUGACAAGGUGUACGUCCUCGGUGGCCUUGUGGAUGAAAGCAUCCAGAAGAAGUUGAGCUUCUCGAGGGCUAGAGAACUGAGCGUCCACACGGCGAGGCUGCCCAUAGACGAGUACAUGGUGAAAAAAAACAAUGCCAAGAAUUUCCACUCAAAGAUCCUGGCUGUUAAUCAGGUGUUUGACAUCUUAUUGACUUUCUGCAAAACCGGCAGCUGGACAGAAGCGCUGCAGGCAUGGUUCCCCCAGGGGAAGGGUUAUGUUGUUGCACCAGAGUUUUCCCUACCACUUUCCAUCCCUCCAUCACAAACUUAGCAUAGGGAUUCAUUUUCAGUCAGGAUUUAUACAGAACCCUUUUUGCAUCCAUGUUACUUACCUGAGGGGAUUAAUUACAAUGGGAUGUGCCUGGUUACGGAGAAAUAGCACACUGAAGUUUAACAUUUCUGGGUAUUGUUUACUUUUACCAACAACUGUAAUAUUUUAUGGCUGGAAAUGUUUAAAAGUUCUCAUCUGACUUUUGAAUAAAACAGUGGAAUUUUUGUAUUUUUA
Messenger RNA from Etheostoma cragini (Arkansas darter), 1361 nucleotides. RefSeq names its product tRNA methyltransferase 10B (gene trmt10b). Lineage: Eukaryota; Metazoa; Chordata; Actinopteri; Perciformes; Percidae. Bases 192 to 1127 code for a protein of 311 amino acids. The transcript is spliced from 8 exons. Gene Ontology annotation, molecular function: tRNA binding. Gene Ontology annotation, cellular component: nucleus; nucleoplasm. Gene Ontology annotation, biological process: tRNA N1-guanine methylation. The record is from RefSeq and is a predicted model, not a curated record.